This is a messenger RNA of Belonocnema kinseyi, 3491 nucleotides long. It is a transcript of the gene Nup50, whose product is annotated as nuclear pore complex protein Nup50. Lineage: Eukaryota; Metazoa; Arthropoda; Insecta; Hymenoptera; Cynipidae. Gene Ontology annotation, biological process: protein import into nucleus. The record is from RefSeq and is a predicted model, not a curated record. Gene Ontology annotation, cellular component: nuclear pore. The transcript is spliced from 5 exons. Bases 208 to 1860 code for a protein of 550 amino acids.
GUUCCGAAGACUCUUGAUCCUUGUCCUUGUAAUUCAUUUUCUGUAGCGAGAGCGAGUAAGCGAGCAAGAGCUCAAACUCAAGACAUCUCAACUACUCGGGACUAAAGUUUUAAAAUUUUGUGUUUGUCACAAAAGUUUCUAAAAUAUAUUAACAAGUCAAAGCACGAGGUGGUGAAUUUUCUCUCCCAAGUUUUAUGCGGUACAAGAAUGGCUUUUAAACGGACGGCUACUACCGAUUUGAAUCACGAGAAUUGGGAUAAUGAGGAUGAGGAGACUGAAGAGGCAGGCACAUUCGCAAAAGCAACGGAGGACGUUCUUGAAAAGAGAGUCGUGAAAACGGCUAGGCGGCGGAUUCAAAACAGCGGCGGCGAUGGCACGCCGAAAAGUGCAUUUGGUUCGUUCACAGGAUUUAAAACAGUGCCGGUCGCGGCCGCAGCGGCGACGACGGCAGCAAGCUCGUCGCCUUUUAGUUUCUUAGCCAAUUUAAAAUCCAACAACACAAGUGCAACUGCUCCGACAAAUAGUAAUCCAAUUUUGACAAAAACCACGACGACAAGUAAUGGUUCUUCUCUAACAGAAGCCGCAUCAGCAGCACCUUUAGCAGUAGCAAAAACAACAAUUCCCGAGAAUGGACUGGGCACAACAGUUUCGAAAUCGCCCUCGAAGCAAUCGACAUCGAAAGUCGAUGCGAGAGAGAAAAAGUCGGAAAUCUCUGACGGCGAAAAGUCUUCGGACUACUACGCAAAGCUGAAGGGUUUGAACGAGGGUGUCGCUCAGUGGAUCAAGAAGCAUGUGGACUCGAACCCCUUCUGCAUUCUCACGCCCAUCUUCCGCGACUAUGAAAAGUACCUCCAGCAGAUCGAGUUGAAGCACGGAAAGCCGCUGAAAGCGGCCGAGUCGUCGAGCAAGGAGGAGGGGGGCAAUAUUGCCACCGCCGACAAGAACAAAAAAACACCAUCGGUUGUCGAGAGUCUUAAUAAAGAGACUAGUAGCUUUGCUGCUACAACUUCUUUUGCUGCCACUGCAAAUUCCUCGGAGAAGAAAGUGGAAAAUUCGGUUUUCGGCAAUGUGACAACAGCGGGGGGCAGUUGGAAGCCGGAGAAAUCGAUUUUUGGAAACACGAGUAGUAGUAUGGCUGCCCCUGGCAAGUCCAUAUUUGGCACCGAAACGAAAACGGACAAUAAGCCCAUAUUUGGCGGCAGUGUUUCUCAGGAGAAAAAUCCCUUUUUGAAUAAAUCUGGAGCCGGGGAAAGUCCGCAACUGGAUAAGUCAAAAAGUGAUUCGAAACCGGCGGCGGUCACUUCUCCUUCUUCCGCUGUUUCCUCUUUCCCGUCAGCCACGUUCAGCUUUGGUGCCAGUUCCUCCAAUAGUACUUCAGCCAGCGCUGGAUUCAGUUUUGGAAGUGCCAAGCCAUUUUCGUUUGGAGCGCAGGUUGCGAAGCCCGAAGACAAAGAAGAAAAGCCAGCAACAGAAGAAAAGGACGAGGAUGAAGAUGUGCCACCCAAGCCAGAUUUUAAGCCAGUCACCGAGGAAGGUUCCAUCUUUGAGCAACGAUGCAAAGUUUACGUGAAAAAGGAGGGCAAUUACGGCGAUCGAGGAGUGGGCACACUCUUCCUGAAACCAACCCCCAACGAGAAGAUGCAAUUGAUAGUGCGAGCCGUCAACUCCUUGGGGAAUAUUCUCCUGAACACGCUUUUGAGCGAGAAUAUUCCUCUGAAGCGAAUGAACAAAAAUACCGUGAUGAUGGUUUGUCUCCCAACCCCAGAAUCUCAACCUCCACCAACCUCAGUUUUGCUCAGGGUCAAGACUUCGGAGGAUGCGGACAAAUUGAUGGAAGCGCUGGAAAAAAAUAAAAAGUAAACAUUGACGAAACAACCGAGUUGCGCGCAAAUAUGAUUUGCACAAAUACCCAAGUCAAAAAAGAGGAAUAUAGGAAUAGGAAACGAUUUAAAACAAAACACAGUUUGUUGUCUGAUGUAAUUUAUCAACUUGGCAUAUUAUCAUUUUGUCUCCCCGAUACUUCUUUUUUAUUGAACAUAUAAUAAACAACUAGCAUAUAUUAGACAUAUUUAAUAUAUGUGGGGAUAACUCGUUGCAGCUGUGCUUGCGUAAAUGCCAACAAAAUGGAAAAAACUUGAAGUGCGAAUUCGCACCAGUGUACCGUUCGAGGGUUAAAAGUAUUAGAACACUUAAUUCUGCCUAAAAACCAAUAAACGUAUUUAGGCAUACAAAUUCUUCCAGAAUAAUUUGUUUUAACUUUUGCAAAAAAGAAGAAAAAAAAGUAUCGGAAUAUUCGAGAUAGAAAUAUUGUUAAUGUUCUGUUGAAGGGCAAAAUGUGCGAAAAAUAGGUAAUUUAGUUUUCUUGGACGCAUCAAUAAUUUGUAAUUCGUAGUAUUAUUGAACAAGAGAGUCAUCAAGAUUUUUACUCUGCAGUUAUAAACAAUAUUGUAACAAAAAUGUAGGUGUAGAUGCUGUAUCUUUUUGUUUUCUCUCGAUAAAACUUGUUGGAAUAGAUGGAAAGUUUUUAAGGCCAUUUUCAAGCGACGUGUCGCAGGUCCUAAAUGUAUAGAAUUUUCUUCUUUUCGUUGUAUAAUUAUUUACAACUCAAGUGGACGACUGUAAAAUAAUUUUGCAGUAAUUGGUGGUUUUCCACUCUUGUGUAAAGUUUUAGGAAAGUAAAAUUGUCUUUUUAAAAAAGGCUCUGUUCAUUAUUUAUGUAUAUUGUGCCAAGGGUUAACAGUUGCGCGACAACUGUUUAUUUUUUACAAUAGAAAAUUCUCUUUUUAAAAAUUUUACAGUUGUCCACGCGCCCUGAUGCUAAUGUUACUAUUUUCUUUCGAUCAACAAAGCUAUAGCGAGUAACGCAAAAUUUGUUUUACUCUCUCGAAAAAGACGAUUCUCUCGUCUUUUUUUUAUAAAUAAUAUUUUUUUAUUGGUUAGCAGAGUAUUUAGAGCAGACUUUACAUUUAGAAACUUUAAAAUAAAAAUUUAUGUACAUGUUCGUGGACAAUAGGGUGGAUCAAAAGGGCUUUAUUUUCCAUUCGGCGUCAAAGGGACCUCUGAUUUUUCGGCUUAAUCGCAAAAAUUAUAAUUAGGGGACCCCAAAGCGGUCUUUUUCUCAUUAAAAUGCUACAUUUUUAUUGGAAAAAUCUGAGUAAUGUAUUUGAUAAAAAAAAGAGUAUAUGUAUGCCUGUCUAAUUUAAAAAAUCUAUUAGCAUUUAGAUAAAUGAAACAUUUUAUUUGCAAAAACCGACUUGGCGCAUUCAUAAAUAUAUAUUUAAUUCUGGUGCGAAAAAUGAGGGGUAAUUUUGAAAGAAGUUGGGGUGCCGUUUAGGAAGGAAUUAAAGCUUUUUCUAUGUCAUUCUUUGCUGGAAAAUUAUUAUUUCUACUGUCAGCUAUACUGGUGGGUGUGUGUCGAACAAAAACGCAAUUUCAGAUACGAGACUUGUAAAUAAAUUAAGGCACAUACAAUAAACUACUACUGAAGUACA